GCCUACUCAUGUUACUGAAAUAUAUAUGCAGUCCCUUGUGAAUCACGUAUUAAUCGAGACCUUAAACUACGGUUGGAAGGAUUAGCGAUACAUUUACUAGACUUACUUAAAUACUAGAACGGCAGAACCAGUUUUAUACACAUCUUAGCGGUACUUAAUAUAUAUAUAUAUACUAGGAGACACGAUGCGUCUAACAAUCGGCGCCUGGCGAGCAGUGAUGGGGAGCCUAAUGGCUGUGGUUGUUUUGGCGAAGCAGGGCGGAGGAUCUUGCGAUGACGGAUUCGACUGUUCGUAUAAACUAGAACCUCGGACUGUUUAUUCGCAAGCCAUCGAUUCAGACAUUGUAGUAACUUAUGAGCAGCUAAAGGAGAUGAUAGCCACUGGAAAUGUGCAGCUGUUUGAUGUUCGCAAUCCAGAUGAAUUUGAGGAAGGUUCCAUCCCAGGAGCCACUAAUAUUCCAUUGGGGGACCUGGAGAAGGCGUUCAGGCUGACUCCAGAUCAGUUCAGACAGCAUUAUGGGGUCUCCAUGCCUGAGAAAAGUGACUGUAACUUCAUACUCCACUGCCAGAGGGGUCGCCGCAGUCUCACUGCACUGGAGACUCUCAAGCCUCUGGGAUACGUCAGAGCACGUCAUUAUGCUGGAGGUUACAGUGAGUGGGCUCAACUUGAAGCACAGUGAAACCAUGUUUAUAUAACAACUGUUCUGGUAUCAGUUUAUAGACAGGCCAGCACUGAUGAAAAAAAAACUUUGAAUAUGGGACAGAUUCCAGAUCCCAUACAUGCAGUUUGCAUUUGAGGCCAACAGUUAUUUGAGUGCAGUAUUUAUUUGGAUGGAAUAUUUACAUUUGGGGCUUUCUAAAGCCCAUAAAAACCUUUCUGUUGCCCUGCCACGUUUUGAUCAAGAUGAAAAAUAAACAGGUAGGCAGACAUUCAUACUACUCUACUAAAUGGUCUGUGAUUUUUUGGAACUUAUUUACAAUGCUAGAAGGGGGCCUGCAUUUGAACUUGCCAUUGUCUUCUGUAUACAUUGUCAUAUCCUCUUCAUUGAGUUGUGCAUUUCCAUUUCAUUUAGGCAUUUUAAAUAGGACUACAUCUAAACAGAAUUACCUCUUUCAUGGAGACUUGAAAAAUUACAUUCAAGAUGUUUGGUGGUUUGCUUUGUUAUUGAAUCAGAAAUAAAAAAAUAUAUUUUUAUGACA
Molecule: messenger RNA, 1199 nt
Organism: Electrophorus electricus (electric eel)
Lineage: Eukaryota; Metazoa; Chordata; Actinopteri; Gymnotiformes; Gymnotidae
Product: thiosulfate:glutathione sulfurtransferase
Source: RefSeq, a predicted model, not a curated record